GAGUAUUCAAGAAGCCACAAAUCACAUUCACAAGAUGAUUAUCCAAGAAGCCGCAGAGCACAUUUACGAGAUCAAAGUAAUCGACAGUCACAUUCGCGGGAUGAUUAUCCAAGUAAUCGACGAUCACAUUCGUAGGGUCAUCAAAGUCAUCAUCAUUGAUAUAGGUGAAAUGGGUCUCGACAUAAAUGAAAUUCAGAUCACAAAGAAUCUCAACAUGGUCGUAGAAGUCAACGUUUUCAAUUUGUAUUAG
Messenger RNA from Acaulospora colombiana, 250 nucleotides. The record is from the annotation of a GenBank genome assembly. Lineage: Eukaryota; Fungi; Glomeromycota; Glomeromycetes; Diversisporales; Acaulosporaceae.